UUUAGUCAAGGACAGUUUCGCUUGGCACGGAGGCACUAAACCGCUCCACAUCCACUCUGUCGGUGUGCGCUCGUUCUCUUGCCUAUACUGCCUACUACGGGAUACUUGUGAUUGGUUCACCCCCUCCUCUCCUCCCUCCCUCCCCUGUGAUUGUAUGUAAAUCCGGUCAGGACUGAGCCAGUAGGUGAGGUUGGGGCUGGUGGCUCCUACCUCAGUGGCGCACACGAGACCCGAAAGCGGCCGAGGUGAGAUCGCUGCGCCGUCGGAGCUGUCCACUCUGUCGUGGUGCUGAACUCUACACCCUCCUCUCGCCUUCUCCUUCCUCCGUCGGCUCUACUGUACUUGGUGUUAUUUUGGGAAAGGAUUAACAAUCUGCCCUUUGGCUGCUUAGAGGUGCAAACUUCUACGGAGCAUAGCUCUCUGCCCACAUCGGAAAUUACCCCCAGACCGUCCGUGGAUUUGACCCGACCUCGAGAUUAUCAUUAAUUGGUCCUUACUUUGUUGAGAAGUGUUGCUUAAAUCCGUUCACCGCAACUGUUGUUCGGAUUACCCUCCUGGAUGGUUAACGUCUGGAUUCACAGGAAAAGACCAAUGAAGACGACCAGAUGGUGGUCUGCUGCGAUUUUGCUGUUGGGGCUCGCUGCGCUUGGCACCAACGGGAGACCCAGCAAGGAGGGAUUUGGGUCACCGCCCUAUCGACCAGUCGUGAGAUUUCGACACAAGGAUGGCGUUCCAGAGAACCUGAGAAUAAAAGGCUUUAUGGGGCACAACAGCUAUCCGGGUCCAUGUGAACACAAGUACUGUGGCUUGGGACGCCAUUGUGUGGUCAAUCAUGAGACCGAACAAGGGGAGUGCAAGUGCUUGGAUCACUGCAAACCACACUACAAGCCGGUGUGCGGUUCAGAUGGGAAACUCUACCAGAACCAUUGUGAGCUCCACCGAACCUCGUGCAUCAGAGGACACAGGAUUACCAUCAUGCACAGUGAAGAGUGCUUCUACAAAGAUGAUAACUGUAGACUGAGCGACUACCGACGGCUGAAAAACAAGAUUCUGGAUUUGCAUGAGAAACGAUACAUGGGGACUGCCAGCCAUGGGAAACACAAGGACAGCAUGGUGGCCAAGAAGCAACUGGUUGAUGUCAUGUUCAAACGCUUUGAUACAGACAAUAACGGUCAAAUAGAUGCCAGCGAGCUCUCACAGGUCAUCAAGCAAGAAGGUCUAUCCAAGGACAUCUCUGAAUGCACAUUGUUUGACUUGCUGAAGUACAACGACGUGAACGAUGAUGAGCACCUUACGAAAGAGGAGUUCUACACAGCCUUUGAUGCGUACCUGCUCACCCUUCCAGAGGACCAGAAAGUCAGCGUGACAACAGUAACCGUGGGCCAGAGUGCUGUGUUGACUUGCGCCAUCACAGGUGAACGGAGACCUCCUAUAUUGUGGAAGAGAAACCAUCAGUAUCUGAACUCCUUGAACCUGGAAGACAUCAAUCAGAUCCCGUCUCAGGAUUUUGGGGAUGACGGUUCACUGUACUUCACCAAGGUCACCACUACCCACAUGGGCAACUACACCUGUUAUGCUGAUGGAUAUGAAAAACUGUUUCAGACCCACACUCUUCAAGUGAACGUUCCUCCUGUCAUCCGAGUUUAUCCAGAGAGCCAAGCCAGGGAGCCGGGUGUCACUGCCAGCCUCCGCUGCCAUGCAGAGGGCAUCCCCAGCCCCCAGCUGUCCUGGCUCAAGAAUGGCAUGGACAUCACAACCAAGCUGUCCAAACAGCUCACUCUGCAAGCUAAUGGAAGCGAGGUUCACAUCAGCAACGUACACUUUGAGGACACCGGCGCCUAUACCUGCAUCGCCAAAAAUGAGGCCGGCGUGGACGAGGACAUCUCUUCGCUCUUUGUUGAGGACUCUGCGCGCAAAACUUUGGCAAACAUUUUGUGGCGGGAAGAAGGUCUCGGCAUUGGCAACAUGUUCUAUGUGUUCUAUGAAGACGGGAUCAAAGUCAUUCAGCCGGUUGCAUGUGAGAUCCAACGGCAUAUUAAACCCAGUGAGAAGCUGCUGGCUCUGCAGGAGGAAGUGUGCCCCACCUCACCAGGAGAGGCGGUUCAGAGGUGUGUGUGGUCAUCAGCGGUCAACAUCAAGGACAAGUUUAUUUAUGUGACACAGCCAACCUUGGAUCGAGUGCUCAUAGUUGACAUCCAGUCUCAGAAGGCCGUCCAGACGGUCAGCACUGACCCAUAUCCAGUGAAGCUCCACUAUGACAAAUCUCAUGACCAGGUGUGGCUGCUCAGCUGGGGAGACAUGGAGAAGAACUUUCCUACCCUGCAGGUGAUCAAUCAGGCCAGCGGAAGAGUCUCCCACCACACCGUUCACACACAACCGGUCGGCAGGCGCUUCGACAGAGUGGACGAUUUCUUCAUUCCCGCCUCCAGCCUCAUCAUUAACCACAUCAGAUUUGGCCUCAUCCUUCAUCGAAAUGAGCCUGUCCUACACAAGAUUGACCUGGAGACGACUUCAUAUGUGAAAAACAUCAGUUUAUGGGAGUACAGCUGCAUCCCCAAGUCUGUAGCCUACACCCAUCUGGGUGGCUAUUACUUUGUUAACUGCAGGCCAGACUCUACCGGUGCCACGCAGCCUCAGCUCAUCUUAGACAGCGUGACAGACAGCGUAAUUGGUCAAAACCGUGACAUCACUGGCACUCCCUAUGUGUCUCCAGACGGCCACUACUUGGUCACUGUCGAUGACAGUGAUGGCUUGAUGAGAAUCCAGACGAUCUCAGAGCGAGGGCAAAUCCAGGAACCCUUCGAUAUCCACACCAACUUGCACCUAUCUGAUCUGGCCUUCCAGCGCUCCUUCACCGAAGUCCACCAGUAUAACGUUUUCGGCAGCUCCGGCCGUCAAACUGACGCUCUGUUUGUGGAGCUGAGCACCGGCAAAGUCAAGAUGAUCAAGAGCUUGAAGGAGCCGACCAAGUCCUUUGAGUGGCCGUGGAGCAGCAAGAACAGGAUCAUGGCGGGCAGCGGACUGUUCGGACAGUACCUCAUGACACCGUCCAGAGAGUCCCUCUUCAUCCUGGAUGGACGGCUCAACAAGCUCAACUGUGAGAUCACCGAUGUCCUCAAAGGCAACGUGGUGGUGUGGGUGGGAGAGUCUUAGGUCAUGACGAUGAGACCCAGUGAGCUUUUUCCUUUCAAAGGUACUAAUGCACUGAAUUCUGUUGCAGAUUCUUUAGUUUUGUGGGAGUCCGAUAAUGAAAACCACAGAUUCAGAAACCAAAUUGACUUCAUCACACGGAUGAGGGACUGUCAUCCGAAAAUGAAAAAAAUAAAAUAAAAUAAAAAAUGCUAAAAAAAAAGAACAAAUAUGUGAGGGCAUAAUUGAUUGAUAUUGUCUUGAAGCCAAGUUUGUUUGUUUUGUUUUCACCUGGUGGUUUGCCUCUACAUCAAAGUUGCUUGCUAGUAACAUUUUUUUCAGGAAAAUUGGUAUGAAAUUAUAAAUAUGUGCAACUUUGCAUUAUUAUUCGGUUGUAUUCAGUGUGUGGGAAUGCUGUAGAUAAUCUCUUAACAAAAACAAACUAAAGUGAAUCGGCAGAAACGCAUAUAUACAUAUAUAUUGUAUACACCCAGAUUAAAUCUUAUAAUUUCAAUUUUCCCAUUCCCAACUUUUUUCCUGUGCCUUCAAGGAAAAUUCCCCUCCAUCAGAGGAAUUAGCAUAAUUAUUCCCAGUGUGACUGCAGACUAACACCUCUUUCUUUGACCCAUUCAUUCAUGGUGAGUGUGAGUGGUUCCUCACAAAUCUACAGCUCUCGUCCAUCGAAUGCAGCCAAAUCUGUCUAAUUAAAACGAGCCCUUGCUGUGAUCCCAUCCUGUUUGAAGUGGAGACUGAGUGGUUCAUUAUGGUUGUGUGCUCUGUAACCUUUGAUCCGAAAUUAUAACCAGCUUUGGAAGGUUUUGAAUGAUAUAGUUUUUUUUUCCUCUUCUUUUCAUUUAUAGUCUAAAGCAGAAAAAUGAAAGUCAGUGGUGAUGUUAGGUAAAUAUUGCCAGCUUUACACAUUGUGAAAUUUAAAAUAUUUCAAAAAUGUUCCUUAGCUAAGAGUCAAUAGAGCACUCGUGUGUGAAGAAAAUUCUGUCAUAAUUUUAAUAUCCCUGGACCAAAUAAAAGAAAAGCAUCUUAGAGUGUAGCUGAAUGUGGAGCACAUGCGUAGUCUGCUCUGUUUGACAGCGUGUUUCAAGUGGAUGUUUUAAUGUGAAGUAAUGAUGAACUAGCACACUGGGGACUGGGGUAGAUGUGGUUGUGCCGUGUAGAGGGUCUUUGAGCAUGAGAAGCAGCUCUUUCUAGAUGCUCCUGCAGUAGUCAAUGAAACCGUUUCCUAGCUGGACACAUUUCUAUGCAUAUUCACCCUAGCACUCUAUGACUCUGAAUCACAAUGGGCAACUGUAUCUCAAAUUUAGUAUGAACUUUUGAUGUGUACAGAUUAUAUAUAGUCAUUCUGUCUUUCCAGUUAAAGCGUAUAUACUUUGAUUUAAAUUUUCCUGUUUUAAACCCCGACUCUGCUGAUGACGACCUCUGACCUUUCUCUCUGUUAAUGUCUGUUAAUGUCCUGUACAUAGCGGCUGGCUGUGAGUCCAUUAGUUUCUCAUCAGUGUACAGAUUCUGCCAGGUUCUGUUCAUUUCAGAAAAUCAACACACUCCUUUUUAAGAAUGAAAAACAAAACACACAGCUAUCAUUAUGGACAUCCUGUUCCCAAGCAGCACAUUGUGAUCACAAACACUGAUUCCACUUCCCUAUAGCCAUGUCUCGUAUGUUCUUUCAUGUGAUUGUUAUUUAUAUAGAGAAAACACGCUUGUCAUUUUACCCAACAAUAAAAAAUAUAUCAUGAA
This is a messenger RNA of Haplochromis burtoni (Burton's mouthbrooder), 4878 nucleotides long. RefSeq names its product follistatin-like 5 (gene fstl5). Gene Ontology annotation, biological process: cell differentiation; multicellular organism development; regulation of BMP signaling pathway. The record is from RefSeq and is a predicted model, not a curated record. Bases 559 to 3153 code for a protein of 864 amino acids. Lineage: Eukaryota; Metazoa; Chordata; Actinopteri; Cichliformes; Cichlidae. Gene Ontology annotation, molecular function: calcium ion binding; protein binding. The transcript is spliced from 17 exons.